UGCUUGUUUUAUUUUUGCAUAUGUAUACUUUUUAAUUCAAGCAUUAAGUCAUUUGAAAACCUGUAGCUGGAAGGUGGGUUAUUUCACAUUCUUGUUAACAUUUGGCAGUGAAGUGGAAGUACAGAUUUAUUGUUGUUGUCCCCUAUAUCACAUAUGGUCCAAUCGCUACAUGUACGACUCAACAUUAUUCAAGAAUUUAUGAGACAUGCGCAUAAAUGGUUAUUCAUUCUUGAAUUGCCUUCGUCAUUCAAAGGUUAAUCAGGAGCUUUUCGGUAAUUUGGACUGUCCUUCCCAAGAUGCAGUCAUUUUAAUCUGCUCUGCUGUGUUUGCCUUAUUUGCGCAUGGCUGGGAGUGACGUCACACCUGUGACGUGUCAGGUGUGUGUCAGGUAGUGGUGGUGGUGGGUUUUUUCCACGACGGGGUGUGUAUACUAGAGUGGAGUGUAGUAUAAUAGAGUAUAGUAUAGGGGCAGUGGUGGUAGUGGGAGUGAAAAAAAAGAGGCAAAACGUCGGCUUGUAAAGUCGAGUGGGACAGCUCGAAAAGAGCUCUUUGUCGCCCAAAACGAACCAAUGGGUGAGCGGGAUUUGCCCCCAAAACGGACCAAUGGACGGCCCCCAAAACGGACCUAUCCGCGCGCGAGAAUGGUUGGAGAUGGAGAUGGAAAUCAUACAGGUGAAGGGAAGAAGAAGAAGCCGUUUACCUGCAUGAUGUGCGCCAGGGACUUCAGUCGGUGGGACGACUGGCUGCGUCACCAGCAGACGCACCACCACCCCUCACCACCAUGCACACCACCAACCCCAGAAAAAAGGGUUCACCUGCCCAACCUGCGGGCGGGCGUUUUCCCGACGGGAGCAUUUGGUGCGCUGCCAGCGGGAGCAUGGAAAAAAACAACGAGCGUGUGUGCGAUUGCCUGUGGUAAAACUUUUUACCGAUUGUGGGACUGGCGUGUCCAUCAACGUGGGGAACAGGGCCAGGAGCCGCUUUCAUCGCUACAACAACAGCAGUCAGAAAAGCAGAAAUUGUAAGUGCAUCUCCUGAAGAGUAAGCCCAAACGCGGCGUCUUCAGAUAGCGUUCGGAUUUGUCACUGAUUCCUUACAGCCAUGGUCGAUCCCAGAAUCAAGCCUAUAGUAAUCAAGGCGGGUGUGGUCACCAGAAGGUGGUUUUGCACGUGGGGAACCUUAUGUCGACAACUACAGAAGACAAAAUUAGAAAGCUGUGCAGUCAAGUUGUGGGAAGAGACAACGCUGUGGGAAGAGUAAAGAAGAUAAGAGAUUAUGCAUUCAUUCGUUUUAGCGACAAAGAUGCUGCUAUCAAGGCCAUGGCUAAACUUAAUGGAAUGAAUGUUGAAGGUGCUUACAUUGAGGUUGCAUGGGCAAAAGGAAGAGAGCAGAACCGACACUUGGGUGAGGUUGAUAGAGCAUACAACAGAGGCUCGGAAGCGUUGAAAUCUUGGAAGCAGAAAGAAGUAUCAUCUGUCAGGUGUGUAGAAAUAUUGAAGGCCUUGGACUGCCACUUGGGUGAGGUUGAUAGAGCAUACAACAGAGGCCAGGAAGCGUUGGAAUCUUGGAAGCAGAAAGAAGUAUCAUCUGUCAGGGCUAAUCAGGACUGCCACUUGGGUGAGGUUGAUAGAGCAUACAACAGAGGCCCGGAAGCGUUGGAAUCUUGGAAGCAGAAAGAAGUAUCACCUGUCAGGGCUAAUCAGGACUGCCACUUGGGUGAGGUUGAUAGAGCAUACAACAGAGGUCAGGAAGCGUUGGAAUCUUGGAAGCAGAAAGAAGUAUCAUGUGUCAAGGCUAAUCAGGACUACCACUUGGGUGAGGUUGAUAGAGCAUACAACAGAGGCCAGGAAGCGUUGGAAUCUUGGAAGCAGAAAGAAGUAUCAUAUGUCAGGGCUAAUCAGGACUGCCACUUGGGUGAGGUUGAUAGAGCAUACAACAGAGGCCCGGAAGCGUUGGAAUCUUGGAAGCAGAAAGAAGUAUCACCUGUCAGGGGCUAUGGCUAUGAUCCUAGUUACUCGCCUCCAUUGUAUUACAACCCGAUGUCUCCACCACCCGCAAGCAGGGCGUUGGCAGGGCGAGGUCCCAUGGGCAUCAGAAGCCCUGUGCGAGGCCGAGGGAUGAUGCUGAGGGGGUGUGGCUUUAGGAAACAUCCAGCGGAGGUGCUCGAUGACCUUUGUCAGAAGAAUGGAUGGGGAAGUCCUGUAUACCAGCUUCAUUCUCUCAUGGGAAGGGGUGGAAGUGGUGCCCAACAGCUCUUAGAGCUCUUUUUGUACAAGAUCACCAUACCAGCUCUCGGUACUCAGUUUCCAAAUCGUAAUCCAUUUACCCCAAAUAAACUGUGUCCUACUGUUGAGGGGGCAAAGGUUUUUGCAGCAGAGUACACUUUGAUGCAGUUAGGUGUGCCUCUUGAAGCCCUAGAGUUCAUUAGCCCACCAUGUCCUUACACCCAGCCGAGCUAUGCCAACCACCCCGACCCACCUGUGGAACGCUUCCAACAGAUCCUGUGAAAAGCCAUGGAUGACCUGGUUUUUUUCUGUUUUUUUUCUCUCAUUUCUGAUAACCAAUAUGACCCUGGGCUAGAAAGGGGCGUGACCUUGGACGAGAUGCCCGUAUCAGAGUGGACUUGUUAAAUGACUUCUUCCUUCUUCGAAUCUUCUUGUUCCCGGAGUUGUAACGGGUCACAUGUGAUGUAAAAUAUCAGAUGAAA
Messenger RNA from Liolophura sinensis, 2707 nucleotides. RefSeq names its product APOBEC1 complementation factor-like. Gene Ontology annotation, molecular function: RNA binding. The record is from RefSeq and is a predicted model, not a curated record. The transcript has 15 exons. Lineage: Eukaryota; Metazoa; Mollusca; Polyplacophora; Chitonida; Chitonidae. Bases 1182 to 2507 code for a protein of 441 amino acids.